AUGUCUGUUCGAGUGGUUGCACGACUCCGGCCCUUGCUAGACAAGGAACUCGACAAAGACAUAAUUGUUCGCCCAGAUAGCAGCCACGAUGACAAGCCGUCGAAUAUUGUGCGGAUACCCAAUCCCAAGAAUGAAUCGGAGGAGUUCAGUUUUGCUUUCAAUGGAGUUUAUAAAAUGGCAACAACGCAGGAGGAGCUCUUCACGAAAGAAGUUGCGCCGCAUCUCAAAUCUCUCUUUCAAGGUCUAGAUGUUACAAUUUUUGCAUAUGGCGUUACUGGCACUGGGAAGACGCAUACUAUGAGGGGGGGAAUGAAAUUAUCAGAAAGAGGGGUUAUACCGCGAUUGCUGAGCGGAGUCUAUCGCCGUGGAAGGAAGGUCACGAAAGACUCUGGAGGAGAAACGACAGUGUCGAUUACCCUCUCGUAUUACGAGAUUUAUAACGACAAAGUAUACGAUCUCUUUGAGCCGCCCGAGAAACGUACCUUAGCUGGGUUACCGCUCCGUGAAAAAGACGGGAAGACGAUAGUUGUUGGGUUAUCAGAACAUGCUUGCGAUGAUUUGAAGGAUUUUGAGAGAUUGUACAUCGAGGCAAACCAUAACCGCAGCACGGCGGGGACAAAACUCAAUGCUCAAAGUAGUCGAAGCCACGCAAUUCUAAUGGUCAAGGUCAAUCAGACGAACGAAAACGGGACGCUAACAAGUACGGCAUCGGCAAUUGAUCUGGCUGGAUCAGAAGACAAUCGAAGGACCGAGAACGGAAAGGAGAGGAUGGUCGAAUCCGCGAGCAUCAAUAAAUCUCUAUUCGUGUUGAGUCAGUGUAUCGAUGCUAUUGGGCGAGGGGACAAGAGGAUACCCUAUAGGGAAUCUAAAAUGACGAGAAUUCUAAGCUUAGGCCAGAAUAACGGUAUCACGAUCAUGAUACUGAAUCUGGCGCCUCUGCGAUCUUACCAUCUCGACACCCUUUCAAGUCUCAACGUCAGUUCACGGGCCAAGCGGAUCGAAGUCAGAGAGAUUGAAAACGAAGUGGUAUUUACGCAGCCACCAAGAAAGGCUGCGCCUAUAACUGGAGCAACCAUUCAACGGCAGCCACUACGUGCCCUUGCGAAUGCUCACAAUACACACCCGACUGCAGUGCCCCCGAAAGCUGGAGACAAGCCCGCAAAGGCGUUUUCGGUAUACACAGAUAAAGCAAAGCCAGGGCCGCGACCGUCUAACUCAACAGCAACAUCGGUUAUGAGGACGAAUUCCACGAACAAGAGACCAUCAGAUUCUGGAGCCAACUCACGCCCAACGAAAAUGGCCAGACCAACAGCCCCAAGGUCAGCGGCCGAACUAUCGGCCUCUAAAAUCGAAGAGUUAAUUGAACGAAAGGUUUCCGAAGCCUUGGCCAGCCGAGCUUUAGAGCAGCCACCAACCAAGAAUUCACAAGAUAUUACCGAUGCUGUCCAGCGACGGCUCGAAGCUCUUGAAAGAAAGAUUGAGAGUGGCGAAGCCGAAGAAGCACGGACUGAAGGCUUACGCUUCCUAUUGAUGGCCAAGCAACACAAGGAAAGAGGGGAAGACAGAAGCGCACUGAAAAUGUAUGAACUGGCUUUACCCUUCUUCCCAGACCAGGAAAAGUUGCAAAAGAAGAUUCGCAACUUGAGGGCGAAGAUACAGGCAAAUAAAGAAGCAGAAGCGGCGGCCAGGCAGUCAGCGUCUGUAGAGGUUCAUCGAAACGCCCUUGCAACAGCACCUAUUGUUUCGGCUACGCAUCUCCCUAGCCCUGCUGCAUCUCUGGAAAACUUAGUAGAAAUGCAAGCCGACCCAGAAAGAAAGGAGGUCAACGAACACUCUGAUGACGAGUAUAUUGGUUCAGCGAUUAUUCCUGAACACAAAUAUCAAGAUGAUGACAGCUUCGUAUACAAGGCCUCAAAACCCAAGAAGUCGAAAGCCAAGACCGGUGCAAAGUCUUCGCUUCGUGUAUUCACCGAUAAUGUUGACCCCGAAGUUCCCCCAGCCCCAACUCCACGGACCCGGCACCUCCUCGAUAUUGUUAAUUCCCGAGACGUGGCUAUGAUCAGGGGCCUCAGCGGCGUUGGAGCAAAGAAAGCAAGAGACCUCGUCGAAUUCCUAGAGCUGCAGAACGAAGAUGAUGGAGGGAAUAUCCAGACCCUACAGCAAUUGAAAGCGGUGCCAGGGAUGGGUAAUCGAACGGUAGAACGGGCGUACGAAGGGAUUGUUGUGUUACUUGUAUAA
Messenger RNA from Venustampulla echinocandica, 2238 nucleotides. Its product is annotated as putative kinesin-II subunit. The record is from RefSeq and is a predicted model, not a curated record. Bases 1 to 2238 code for a protein of 745 amino acids. NCBI's taxonomy places the organism in Eukaryota, Fungi, Ascomycota, Leotiomycetes, Helotiales, Pleuroascaceae. Gene Ontology annotation, biological process: microtubule-based movement. Gene Ontology annotation, molecular function: microtubule binding; ATP hydrolysis activity; microtubule motor activity. The transcript is spliced from 3 exons. Gene Ontology annotation, cellular component: microtubule; kinesin complex.